UGUAGAAUCAUACAACAAUCAGUCUCUUCUCUUUUAGUUAUAGUCUAUAGACCCACGCCCACGCCCACCCCUCUUCUCUUCUCUUUCAAAUUUCAACUUCAACUUCAACUUCAACUUUUCUUUCUUUUUCUUCCAAUCCAUCCAUGGCCGAGGAACCCCAAAACCCACCUCCAGCCGAACAAGUGCUGCCCGUUGCUGAUCCUCUUCCCCCACCUCAACCUCAACCUGAAGAGAAGGCUGCUGAAGCCGAACCUGCAAUCAUCGAAGAAGCAGAGAAGGCUCAUGAAGACAAGAUUUCCGUAUCGGUUUCCUUCAAGGAGGAGACCAACGUGGUUGCCGACCUUCCUGAAGCACAGAAGAAGGCCCUUGAUGAACUCAAGAAGCUUGUUCAAGAAGCGCUUAACAAACAUGAGCUAGCUGCUCCCAAGGCCCCCGCCCCAGAACCAGAGAAGAAAAAACCACAAGUGGCAGUGGUACAAGAGAAGAAGGAAAUUGAAGUAACAGAAGAAGAGAAGAAGGAAGUACAAGUAACGCUGACGGAAGAGAAGAAGGAAGUACAAGUGACAGAGACAGAAGAGAAGAAGGAAGUGGAAGUAACAGAGGAGAAGAAGGAAGUGGAAGUUACAGAAGAGAAGAAGGAAGUGGAAGUAACAGAAGAGAAGAAGGAAGUGGAAGGAACAGAGGAGAAGAAGGAAGGAGAAGUAACAGAAGAGAAGAAAGAGGCGGAAGAAGUGGAGAUAUGGGGAAUUCCCCUGCUGGCGGACGAGAGGAGCGAUGUGAUUCUGCUGAAGUUUCUGAGAGCGAGGGAUUUCAAGGUGAAGGAUGCAUUGACUAUGAUAAAGAACACGGUGAGGUGGCGGAAGGAAUUCGGAAUCGACGGUCUUGUGGCGGAGGAUCUGGGAAGCGAUUGGGACAAGGUGGUGUUCAAUCAUGGACAGGACAAGCAAGGGCAUCCAGUGUGCUACAACGUGUUUGGUGAGUUCGAGAAUAAGGAGUUGUACAACAAGACCUUCUCGGACGAGGAGAAGCGGAACAAGUUCAUAAGGUGGAGGAUUCAGUUGCUGGAGAAGAGCGUGAGAAGCCUUGACUUCUCUCCAACUGCAAUCUCAACUAUUGUGCAGGUCAACGACCUCAAAAACUCUCCUGGCCUCGGCAAGAGGGAUCUCAGGCAGGCCACCAAUCAGGCCCUUCAACUGCUUCAGGAUAACUACCCUGAGUUUGUAGCCAAGCAGAUAUUCAUCAAUGUUCCCUGGUGGUACCUUGCCUUCUCUCGGAUGAUCAGUCCUUUCCUCACUCAGAGGACCAAGAGCAAAUUUCUAUUUGCUGGCCCAUCCAAAUCUGCUGAAACCCUUUUCAAGUAUAUAGCUCCUGAGCUAGUGCCGCUUCAAUACGGAGGACUCAGCAGAGAGGCUGAACAGGAAUUCACUGCUGCUGACGCUGUUACGGAGGUUACAAUUAAACCCACAUCAAAACAUGCCGUUGUCUUCCCAGUUUCUGAGAAAAGCCAUCUAGUUUGGGAAAUCAGAGUGGUGGGUUGGGAAGUGAACUACGGAGCUGAAUUUGUGCCUAGUGCUGAGGAUGGAUACACUGUCAUAGUGCAGAAGAGCAGGAAAAUUGCUUCCACGGAUGAGACAGUAAUUACGAAUGGCUUCAAAAUUGGUGAAGCUGGCAAGGUUGUACUCACCAUAGAUAACCAAACAUCCAAGAAGAAGAAACUCCUCUACAGGUCCAAGACCAAAGCCACCGCAGAGUGAGGUACUUGAAGGACAAUGUCAAGCUCAAAAAUAAAUGUGUGACUGUUAUAUAUUCAUUAAAAACAUUUGUGUAACUUAAUUCGGGGGGUGGGGGGACUUGAUUCUUUCAUACCGGCUUAUUUUCUUCAUUUCCUAUAUACAUUAUUUUGCUUCAAGUCUGCCGUAAUUUCGUAUUUUGUUUAUUUGGUUUUCGAAUUGGAUAAACCCUUUGCUGCUUCUCAAAUGGCCGAAGGAGGGAACACAAAUUGGGGCCUCAUUUGUACAUGAAAAUUUUAUGUCUUUCUCCUCUGUUUGCAUUGUGAUACUCUUAUGCCUGUAAAGUUCGUUUUAAUGUGAUCAUGUAUUCCUUAUUCCCGUAUAUAAUUCAAAUUACUUCAUUGUUUCUCU
Molecule: messenger RNA, 2141 nt
Organism: Cajanus cajan (pigeon pea)
Lineage: Eukaryota; Viridiplantae; Streptophyta; Magnoliopsida; Fabales; Fabaceae
Product: patellin-3
Molecular function (GO): lipid binding
Source: RefSeq, a predicted model, not a curated record